AUGGUGAAUCAAACCUUAGAGCUUAGAAUCAACUCAGCAAGUGACCUUAAGAAUGUCAACCACAUCACAAAGAUGGACGUUUACGCCGUCAUAACCCUUUUGGGAGACAAAAAGAAACAGAAGGCUAAAACCCCCAUCAAUCGCUCCGGUGGAUCUAACCCUACAUGGAAUCACGCCGCCACGUUUCCCGUCAAGGAGGAGUUAGCACGUGAAGGCCGUUUAACACUCGUCGUGAACUUGUUCUCCCAUCGACGAAUCCGACGCGAUAAAGCUAUUGGUAAGGUCGAGGUUCCAUUGCUCAACCUCUUGUCGUCAACUAACGGCAAUGGGAUGAAGUUUGUGACGUAUCAGGUGAGAACUCCGUCGGAUCAAAUGAAAGGCUCUUUGACUUUCUCGUACCGGUUCAAUGGUGCACCGGUUAUUGCCGGUCAGGCUCAUUAUCAGGCGCCAACGUCUUGGGCUCCACCGAAUCAGCAAGGUUAUGGUGGACCGAAUGGUUACAUGGCUCCGCCAACUCCGCAGCUGACGAGGAAUCAAGAAAGGCUAGAUAUUGUUGAUACUUUUGCUAGUGUUGUUGAUUUAUUAAAAUAA
Microthlaspi erraticum is the source of this 591-nucleotide messenger RNA. The record is from the annotation of a GenBank genome assembly. NCBI's taxonomy places the organism in Eukaryota, Viridiplantae, Streptophyta, Magnoliopsida, Brassicales, Brassicaceae.